UCAAGUCUGGAUGGGUCUACGCAGAGUCCCUCUGAACGACUCAGCGUGGAGGUGGAUUGAUCCAAAAGGUGGAGAGGGGGUCUCAGGAGGAGACUUCUCACAGAGGGUCCUCUGGGCCGAUGAAGAGCAGAGCGACCACUGUGCACUUGUGGAUGCAGAUUUAAAGUGGCACAGUGUGAGAUGUUCAAGUACACAUCCAUUCUUCUGUACAGAAGUGAACGAGAUUAAAUAUCAUUACCAAAGAAAAGACUGGUACGCGGCUUCUGAUUGCUGCAGUGAUCAAAGUGACAGUUACCUGGCCACCAUCACCAUGGAUAACACAGGCAAAUUGAAGUUUGCUGGCUGGAUCGGGCUGCACCGAAAAGCUGGUGAGACCUGGAGCUGGAUCGGGGAUCAGCAGUCUGACUUCAGAAACUGGGCCCAAGGAGAGCCCCGCUACGCCGACUGUGGCUCUUUUGAUCCUGUAAAUCAAAAGUUUUACAGCAAAGCAUGCUCCACAGAGCUUCCUUUUCUCUGCUAUGAUGACAACCUUGUGGUGGUGAACGAGAACAAGACAUGGGAGGACGCCCUGAAGCACUGCAGGAAAAUGGAGAGCCCAUGUGAGGACGAACCGAGCCCCUGCAUCUACAAACACGACCUCCUGAGCCUGGAAGUCCUGGCUGACUACAACUACGUCAGAGAUAGGAUCUACAAAGCCACCACUGAUGAGGUUUGGACGAGCCUGCACUUCCUGGGAGGGGAGUGGCGGUGGUCCAACGGACAGCAGCUGGAGGACCAGAGUCAGACCAUGCUGCCGGACUGUCCGUCCCAGUGGAAACACUGUGGAACCCUGUCCAAACAUGACACCAACCACUGGAUCACCAGGAACUGCUUGGAGAGAAGAAACUUCAUCUGCUACAGAUAUAAAACUGUCAGUAAUCAGACAGACUAUCUUGGGGUUUGAGAGCUUUUCGGUGCUUCAUUUCUGCCUGUUUUGUUUUUAUGUUAACACACUGAGCUCUAUAUAUUAAAGGGUUUGAUCAGAUAAUUAGAAUUAGACUAACCUGGUUUAUUUUUGCCAGUGAGUUAGAAAGAAUAUUGGCAUACAGUGGGAAUGAAAAAUGUAAAACAAAAAGUAAUUUUUUUUGUUUUUUCUGAUGGUUUCACAAUAUUAGGCUUGUUUGAUCUGUAGCAAUCCCAACGGACAACGCAUAUCAUGGACAUCUGAAUACUCCUUGUUUAGACUUUCAUCAUUACCAUGAAAUCAAACCUUGAUUCAGCUUAAUCCCAUUAGUAGGUCCAUA
Molecule: messenger RNA, 1283 nt
Organism: Gymnodraco acuticeps
Lineage: Eukaryota; Metazoa; Chordata; Actinopteri; Perciformes; Bathydraconidae
Product: lymphocyte antigen 75-like
Exons: 3
Coding region: 11-943 (310 amino acids)
Source: RefSeq, a predicted model, not a curated record